Messenger RNA from Limulus polyphemus (Atlantic horseshoe crab), 2050 nucleotides. Its product is annotated as beta-1,4-N-acetylgalactosaminyltransferase bre-4-like. The coding region runs from base 299 to 1786 and encodes 495 amino acids. NCBI's taxonomy places the organism in Eukaryota, Metazoa, Arthropoda, Merostomata, Xiphosura, Limulidae. Gene Ontology annotation, biological process: glycosphingolipid biosynthetic process; carbohydrate metabolic process. The record is from RefSeq and is a predicted model, not a curated record. Gene Ontology annotation, molecular function: N-acetyl-beta-glucosaminyl-derivative 4-beta-N-acetylgalactosaminyltransferase activity. The transcript is spliced from 6 exons.
AAGUAGCCAGACAUUUUCAGAAGACCUUCGCGCUUUUCACGCGUUGCACGGCUGUUCCAACAUCCUUCAGUUUAAUGUAAAGCGUAGGGGGAUGUUUGUUACCAUGACAACCUAUUGGUCGAUAUAUGGCUCCAUAAUGUUCGAGAAGUUCCAAUCGUAACUACACGGUUAUGUGGACAGGAAGACAAGAAGCUAUUUUCUUUCCGUUUCUUUGACGUAUAUCUUCGUGCCUUUAUUACGUUACAUCAACUCGUGAAUUGAGUUUGAUAAGAGAAUCUUUAUAUUAGAAUUUAAAGUAAUGUUAAUGCAGCUCAAAAGGGUAUUUGUUCCGAAGGUGCGGCCGCUUCUGAGACGAUUCAUAAAGCGUGCGUUGCGACUGAUGCCUUCAAUUCUAGUUAUUCUUUUCGUCUUUUGUCUGAUUAUUGUAACAUUACUUCAGAUUACAGUUAUACACGUGUACAGACGCUCACAGUACGUACCACCACAGCAGAGUGUUUUAGUAAUUCCUUCCACAGUUGUUAAUCCCCAAAUUAAAAAAUUUGGUGUUGAUAAGCCAGAGACCAAUCUUACAUUUCAGAAGCUGAAGAAACCGCUGAGAACAGCCACUGCCCUGGAUAAUAAGGCUCCGUCCGUCGAUAAUAAUACGUUACUAGACGGAAUAGAACAUUCGGCUCGGUUGCGACAGAUUGUGAACGUAAUAUCCUCUCACAAAAGUAGUCGAAUAAGGACAAAAAAAAUAAAAGUAAAAAGAUUAGUGAAUGAAAAUAAUUCUGUUAAGCAUGUCAUCAGAAUGAGCAGAAACGAAACGUGGAUGGAUAAAACGUCUACACAAGCUGCUUCCUUAAAAUCUGACAAAGUGGUAGGCCACUCACGAAAGAAAAACUAUCAGAAUAGCCAACCUCGGAAGCAUUUUAAUUUUUCAAAACAUGGCACAGUAUUGUGUUCGGAAGUGCCUUCUGAUAUAGUUGGAAGAAUGAAUAUAACGCUUACAGUUCCAACAGAAAAGGACAUUCUUAAGAUUGCUAGCCAGCUUCAACCAGGUGGUGCUUGGAGUCCAGCUUCUUGCAAAUCACGACACCGUGUGGCUAUAAUCAUUCCUUUUCGAGACAGACAUGAACAUUUGAUGAUUUUGCUUUACCAUCUACACCCUCUUCUUCAACGACAGCAACUAGAUUAUACAAUUUAUGUUGUUGAACAAUUCGGAAACGACACCUUCAACAAAGGUGUUCUAAUGAACGCAGGAGUUCGAGAAUCACUGAAUGAAAGAAAUUAUGACUGCUAUGUUUUCCAUGACGUAGACAUGAUCCCAGAGGACGACCGAAACAUGUACUCUUGUCCUCAGCUUCCGCGACACAUGUCUGUUGCUGUUGAUAAAUUUCACUAUACGUUGCCAUAUUCGGACCUUGUGGGUGGAGUGUUUGCUUUGAAAACCAAACAUUUUCUACAGGUCAACGGCUAUUCCAAUCUCUAUUGGGGCUGGGGCGGUGAAGAUGAUGACAUAGCACACCGGCUAGAGAAGCAAGAACUGAAAAUAAUUCGACCACCUGCAUUUAUAGGAAGAUAUACAAUGAUAAAACAUAAGCACAGAGCCGAAUCGCCUAACGUAGUCAGGAGGGCGCUUCUACGCAUGGCUAAAAAAAGGCAGACUAAAGAUGGAUUCAACAGUGCGAAGUACAGCGUGAUAUAUAAAAACCAGUUACCUCUUUACACUCAUGUUAUGAUCAGUAUCGGACAUAAUCAUAGAUGGCGCUUUGAGGAUAAAAAUCGUAUAAUAAUAUCAUUUUGAUAAUAGGAAAUCGUAGACUUCUGUGAUGCAUAUAAUCAAUUAUUAGACUUGAUAUUCGAUUUCUUCAAGGUGAUGAUCCUCUGAACGCUGGAUGGCCUUUUAUUUUAUUCUUUGAAUACGUUCGUUGUUUUAUACAUUAUGAAGCAAAUAUCGAACAAAUUCAAAACUCGUAUCUUCCAUGAAUUUUGUAAUACAUUUUAAAUUAAAGGAUGUAGAGAAAAGUCAGUAAUUAUGUAAAUAAAGAAGAAAAAUUUUAACUGGAUG